Lotus japonicus is the source of this 552-nucleotide messenger RNA. RefSeq lists its product as uncharacterized. Bases 1 to 552 code for a protein of 183 amino acids. The record is from RefSeq and is a predicted model, not a curated record. The transcript has a single exon. Gene Ontology annotation, biological process: negative regulation of catalytic activity. Gene Ontology annotation, molecular function: pectinesterase inhibitor activity. Lineage: Eukaryota; Viridiplantae; Streptophyta; Magnoliopsida; Fabales; Fabaceae.
AUGUCGUCUAAGUAUUUCUCAAUUCUCUUGCUGCUACUGCUAGUGUUUGUUCUAUCUUCCCAUGCCGCAAAAGUUGUGGAAGUCGGUAAGAUUUGCAAGCUAUCCACAAACCCUUCAUUUUGUACUGCCCUUCUAAACUCAAACCGAGGUGGGAAAGACCUUGUUAGCCUUACCCAAUACACAAUUGAUGUAACUUGUGCCAACUUGACCAACACAGUGACUCUGAUCAAAUCGCUCAUUGCAAAAAGUGCUCACGAUCCAAAGACAAAUGAUCACUAUAAAACUUGCUUGUAUUAUUUUGAGAUCGAUGGGGGUGCUCUCGAUACCAUGGAAUCCACUCAACAAAGUUUAAACAAAGGAGACUAUAAUGGUGUGAAUCUUGGUGCAGGUGCUAUCCCCAACUUUAUGGAUGAUUGCAUUUUAGGAGACGACGGACCGGAUCCAAACCUAUCUCCUUUUCCUGAUACCUCGAUACUUCCAAAAUAUCUUGAUGUUAUUGAGAAAGUUGCUGAGGUUACUCUUAUCCUAACAAAUUUAUUGCUAGGUGAUUGA